Saccharomyces kudriavzevii IFO 1802 is the source of this 2634-nucleotide messenger RNA. It is a transcript of the gene OPT2, whose product is annotated as Opt2p. The coding region runs from base 1 to 2634 and encodes 877 amino acids. The transcript has a single exon. Gene Ontology annotation, biological process: transmembrane transport. NCBI's taxonomy places the organism in Eukaryota, Fungi, Ascomycota, Saccharomycetes, Saccharomycetales, Saccharomycetaceae. Gene Ontology annotation, molecular function: oligopeptide transmembrane transporter activity. The record is from RefSeq and is a predicted model, not a curated record.
AUGAGUGAAACAAUUAAAGAUAAUAUUACAUUUAACGAGAAAGGAUACACAAAAGGUACCAUCAACUGUACAGAAGGUGUCGAGUACUCUGAGAGACUUUCCAAUCAUUCGUCGGAAUUCUCUCAAUGGUAUAAGGAUGAACAAUUAUUACACUUCAUGAGAAAGUUGGGCUACACAAACCGUACGCUUUAUGAUAUUCCGGAAGAUAUCAUAUAUAUCGUUAAAAAAAUGCCUGAACUAACUUUCGAGGAUUCCAUUCAAAUUUUAAAGGAUUCUAUCGUUUAUCAUAAAGACGACGAAAACUUGCCACAUGACCAAUAUGAAGAAUGGAAAAGGUUGGUCGAAUUAGAAAAUUCAUACUCGAAAGAAGGAGUGGAUGAAUACGAUAGCUUUGACAUCAGGGCAUUUGCUUCUGCGAUUAAAUUUCAUUCCCCUUAUCAAGAGGUUCGAGCUGUUGUUGAUCCAGAUGAUGACCCCACUAUUCCGGUGGAGACAUUCAGAGCAUAUUUCUUGGCAGUAAUCUGGUCUAUCAUCGGUUCAGGGUUUAACGAAUUUUUUUCUCACAGAGUAGUUACAAUUUCCUUGGAGACCCCAAUCAUUCAGAUGUUUUUAUACCUUUGUGGUAAGGCUUGGGCGAAAACAGUCCCCUGUUAUGGUAUUACCGUCAGAGGUACAAAAUAUGGUAUAAAUAUCAAUAGACCAUGGACCCAAAAAGAGCAAAUGUUCGCAACUUUGUUAUAUGCUAUUUGCCAAGGCACGUUUUACACCCAUUAUAAUAUACUGACGCAGAAACUCUUCUACCAUUCUGCUUUUUCAUUUGGUUACCAAUUUUUGCUGUCGUUAUCCGUGCAAUUUAUUGGAUUUGGAUUUGCUGGCAUCCUUAGAAAAUUUGUGGUUUAUCCAGCUCGUGCGCUAUGGCCAACAGUUAUGCCGACCAUUGCCAUAAACAAAGCACUACUGGGCAAAGAGAAGAAUGAAUCUGGUAUGAGCAGAUAUAAAUUUUUCUUUUUGACUUUCUUCAUCAUGUUCAUCUACAACUGGUUCCCCACCUAUAUUAUUAAUAUUCUAAACACCUUUAAUUGGAUGACAUGGAUUAAGCCAAGCAAUAUCAACUUAGCAAAUAUCACUGGGGGAGUCACUGGUCUAGGCAUUAACCCUAUUUCGUCUUUCGAUUGGAAUGUCAUUUCAUCAAAUUCUCCGUUGGUUUACCCGUUUUGGUCAUAUCUAACGCAGUAUCUUGGCUCUGUCUUAGCUGCUUUAAUUGUCGUGGCAAUAUACUACAGCAACUAUAUGAAUUGUCAAUACUUGCCAAUGUUUACAAACUCCCUGUAUACUAACACAGGCGAUUCCUUCAAAGUUACUAAUAUACUAGAUAGUAGCAAUAAGCUAGAUUUGAAAAAGUACCAGAGUUACUCGCCACCCUACUAUAGUGCCGGAAAUUUGGUAACGUAUGGCGCUUUCAUCUGCGCAUAUCCUCUUAUGAUUGCAUGGUCAUUUAUUGUACAUUCAAAAAUUCUAUUCAGCGCAUUUAAAGAUUGGGCUUUGAGUCUGUGGGCCUUGAGAAAACUCAAAGCCUGGGUUAUAAUGUACAAAAGUGACUACAAGGCUCUAGAUGACUAUGAUGACCCUCAUUCUAUUGCAAUGAGAAACUACAAAGAAGUUCCAGAAUGGUGGUAUUUUGCAAUAUUAAUAGCUUCGCUCAUUGUGGGGAUAGCCGUUGUGGAGCAUUAUCCAACCAAUACACCAGUUUGGGGCCUUUUUGUCUCUUUAGGUUUCAACUUCGUUUUCCUGAUUCCAACUACCAUUCUGCAAGCAACCACUGGCUUUUCGUUCGGUUUAAAUUUGCUGAUCGAAAUGGUGAUGGGAUAUGCGUUACCAGGUAAUCCAGUCGCUAUCAUGAUUUUGAAGGCGUUUGGAUACAACAUUGAUGGUCAAGCAGAUAGUUACGUUUCCAAUUUAAAAAUUGCGCAUUACUGUAAGAUUCCACCAAUGGCAUUAUUUAGAGGUCAAUGCGUUAUAGUUCUGAUCCAGAUAUUUGUUAACCUAGGUGUUUUGAAUUGGCAAAUCUCCAAUAUCAAAAAUUUCUGUACUCCUCAUCAAGAUGCAAAGUUCACGUGCCCUGAUGCUGUGACAUACUACAAUGCAUCCGUUGUGUGGGGUGCAAUUGGACCAAAAAGAAUCUUUAACCACAUCUAUCCAAUCUUCAAAUGGUGUUGGUUGAUAGGCGCGUGUAUCGGUGUUCUGUUUGGUGUCUGGAAGCGUUGGGGCAGGUUCUAUCCAAGGAACUUCGAUCCAAUGUUAUUUGUGGGUGGGAUGCUCAAUAUGAGCCCUCCAUAUAACCUUAUGUAUUAUACUCCUGGUAUGAUAGUCAGUUAUAUUUCCCAAUAUUACAUGAAAAGACACCAUUUGAAUCUAUGGGAAAAAUAUAAUUAUGUUCUAUCAGCGGGCUUUUCUACAGGUUUGGUUCUGUCGGCCAUUAUCAUCUUCUUUGCAGUCCAAUAUAGAGAUACAUCUUUCAAUUGGUGGGGUAAUACAGUUUCCUACGCUGGUGCUGACGGGGCUGGCUAUCCACUCAAAAACAUAAGCGAUACGGCAAAUGGCUAUUUUGGCUACGCCCCAGGCCAUUAUCCGUAG